AUGGGAGACCCUAGGUUGAAGAUUUUAAUUAAAGGAUUUUUAGACUUGCUAUAUUUUGCACUCGUUUUUGUGGUGUAUUUAACAAGCAUAUUUAGCUAUAUGAAAGAUUAUUAUGUAGGGACAACAGAAAUCACAUAUAAGUACGUUGACCCUACUUUGGAUUUGGAUGCAAAAGUCAUAGCAACUUAUAAUCAAUUUGAUGAUAAUUUCUGCGAUUUGAAAACAACAGUAUUAAAAGAAGUUUGUGACCACCGAGAAGACUGGGAAACUGCUGGAAUUGUAUUUAUCGUAUUUUCAUCAGUAGCACAUGCAGUAAUGGCAUAUGGAAUGCUUAAUUUAAUGGGAAUGCUAUGUGGCUGCACAUUAUGGGGUUUUGCCAAAUAUGAGAUUGAGCAUUAUAUAUAUCCGUGGAUAUACGCGACAGCAAUUUUAUUGUGGAUUGUCAUUUCAAAAGUCUUUGACACAAGCCCACCAAGCGGCUUUGGAGAUAGCUAUGAUGUUAGCGUCCAAGUUGGGCUUGUUUUUAUGUUUUCUGCAUUUUUAGUAUCCGUGGUAGGUUCUGUCUACUUUUUUUGGAACAGAAAAGACAUGAGAGCGAUUUUAUUGGUGACUCAGCAAGGCUUCACACCAGCCCCACCUGAUAAAUAG
This is a messenger RNA of Blepharisma stoltei, 648 nucleotides long. Lineage: Eukaryota; Ciliophora; Heterotrichea; Heterotrichida; Blepharismidae. The record is from the annotation of a GenBank genome assembly.